This is a messenger RNA of Setaria italica (foxtail millet), 1288 nucleotides long. Its product is annotated as cytosolic sulfotransferase 5. Gene Ontology annotation, molecular function: sulfotransferase activity. The coding region runs from base 37 to 1038 and encodes 333 amino acids. NCBI's taxonomy places the organism in Eukaryota, Viridiplantae, Streptophyta, Magnoliopsida, Poales, Poaceae. The transcript is spliced from 2 exons. The record is from RefSeq and is a predicted model, not a curated record. Gene Ontology annotation, cellular component: cytoplasm. Gene Ontology annotation, biological process: sulfation.
GCCUCUGCGCAUAAUCUCCACUCCACAACCAGCAGCAUGACCACCGGCAAAACCAACCAACCUGCCGGCGCCAUCGGCCCGGAGCCGUUCAUGAAGAGCGCCGAGGCCGUGCCGGUGAUCCCCGUCGUCGGCCUGACCACCGACCCCAAGCUGUGGGUGUGCUUCUACCAGGGCACGUGGGUGCUGGCGACCCUCGUCCCGGGGAUCGUCUCCAUCCAGAGAAACUUCGCGCCCCGCCGCGGCGACGUCGUCCUCGCGAGCAUCCCCAAGUCCGGCACCACGUGGCUCAAGGCCCUGGCGUUCGCCACCAUGGCGCGCGCCGCGCACCCGCCGGCCGAUAACCCCGGGCACCCGCUGCUCCGCCUCAACCCGCACCAGUGCGUCCCCUACAUGGAGAGGAUGUUCGCCGCCGGCGACGAGGCCGUCAUGGAUACCCUGCCGUCGCCGAGGCUCAUGUCCACGCACCUGCACCACUCCAUUCUCCCCACCUCCAUCACCAACAACCCCGACUGCAAAAUCAUCUACAUUUGCAGGGAUCCCAAGGACAUGCUUGUUUCGUUCUGGCACUUCGUCAGAAGGGUCAACGCCGACAUCUCCUUCUCCGACGUGUUCGAGGCCGCCUGCAACGGCACGUCGGUGAGCGGGCCCAUCUGGGACCAUCUCCUAGGGUACUGGAACGCGAGCAAGGCGAGCCCGGAGACGGUGCUGUUCCUAAGGUACGAGGAGAUGCUGCGCGACCCCGCCGGGAACGCCAGGAAGCUGGCGCGGUUCGUCGGGCAGCCGUUCUCGCCGGCUGAGGAGGAGGCGGGGGUCGUCGACCAGAUCGUGAGGCUCUGCAGCAUCGACAAGCUGAAGAGCGUCGAGGUCAACAAGGGAGGCUCGGGCACCGCCGGCACCCACUUCGCCAACGACUGGUACUUCAGGAAGGGAGGGGCGGGGGACUGGGCCAACCACAUGACGCCGGACAUGGCGCGCCGCCUGGACGCCAUUGUCGAGGAGAAGCUCAGCGGAUCGGGCCUCUCGUUCGCGCGUGAUUGAUGGAUUCAAUACUGUGAUGAAUAAGAAAUAUUGCCGCAAGCAGAGGCAUGCAUGAUUUCUCUCAUCAGCUAGCUCGCUGUCUUGAAGACAGAGAUGACACGUUCAGUUUUCUUCUCUGUCAUCAUGGUUGUAUGGUGCUCAUAGCAUAUGCCUGCAAGGCUGCAACCAUGUACUGCAAUAAGGAUGGCCUGAUGGUCCCUAAGAGGCUGAUGCCGAAAUUCUAUUAUCUAAAAAUCGAAAGUUUAUUGUA